Molecule: messenger RNA, 2052 nt
Organism: Cydia amplana
Lineage: Eukaryota; Metazoa; Arthropoda; Insecta; Lepidoptera; Tortricidae
Product: sec1 family domain-containing protein 2-like
Exons: 11
Coding region: 42-2000 (652 amino acids)
Biological process (GO): intracellular protein transport; vesicle-mediated transport
Source: RefSeq, a predicted model, not a curated record
UGUAUUUAAUAAUUGUGAAUUGAGUUUAAUUUAUACUUAAAAUGGCUAUAAAUUCAGUGAGAGAUUUUGGAAAAGCUUGGUGGUCUGAGGUGUACAAUCGAAUAAUAGGAGCGGCCGUGUUCCUGGACGACUACAGUUCAGAAUGUUUACAUUGGGACGGAGGAUUGUUGAAUCUCAUAUACGGCGGAGCCGUUUCUGUGAAAAGCUUAUCGCCUUUCGAGUUUGCAACAAAAGACCAAAAGAAAGCAGUGUUCAUCACCCAAUCUGCCGGCACACAGCUCCGCACAGUCCGCGAGAUCAUCAAGCACAGCGACUUUGCUCAUUGCAUGCUGAUAUGCGCCGUCAGCCUAGACGUGAUUUAUCUGGAGUUGAACGAGGGGAAGGAUGUAAGUGAUGUGGUGGCGGCGGGGAAGGCCCCCACGGAGGCUACUAAGCAGUUGGAGGGGAUGCUCUUGGAAUGGAUUGGUAAAAAACAAUGUGCAGUAGAAGUGGUCCAUCUCCCGCUAUUCACAAUAUCACCAACAAAUGUAGUGUUCCUCACACCCCCAUACCACAAAGUGUAUCCAGCAUACAACGGUAAACUUACAACAGAGUCAACAUACGUAGACCUGUACACGCUAAGCAAAGAGGAGAGGGCGCAAGCGCGGAGGCUGGCUAGUGGACUAAACAGUAUUAUGGAGUCUAUGAAUUUGAAAGAGGAUGUGUACUACAUGGGAACUUUCAGCUCAUUGAUAGCUGGUGUGCUGGAAAAUUCGCCUGUUUGUUUGGCUCGGAGAAAGAAUUGCACAAAUCCCGCGUCUCUAAUCGUCAUAGAUCGAACCCUGGACGUAUGCGGAGUGACCAGUCACUCAAUGGAAUCUGUUCUCGACAAGAUUAUGACAGUACUGCCAAGGUUCCCGGGACACAGCAACGAUGUCGCGGUGGAUAUGUCACCGUUGUGUGAAGCUAAUGUUAUCUCGCAUCCUGAAGACCUGCAGCUCGCCCCCGGCUGCCUGUACCACGCCAACGACGACUCCUGCACCUCCACCUUUGACUACAUGAUCAACAAAAGCCAGAAGGAGGUCAUGUUCGACCUCUACAACAAGCUGUCCAAGAUAGACGUGCAGAGGUCGCCCAGUCCCAAGAUGCUCCUCAAGGUCACGCCGCAGAGCAUUGAGAAGAUGGUUACGGCCGCUAAAGGAAACUACGACAUAAUAGAGAAGCACAUCGGCGUGCUGCAACAAGCGUUAGGCGUGGUCCACACGCUGAAGUCCCCCAAGCGGUCACAGGUGGAACUGCUGCAGAACCUAGAGCGGCAGGUGCUGCAGAGCCUGGCCGCUAGCCGCGACUCCACCAGCGUGCUUCACCAGAUCAGCCACCUAAUUAAGACGAGAAAAGACCGCAACCUCCCCCUAGAGAGCCUGCUCGCGCUCAUAGUUCACGUGUAUUCCCUCACCGGCACCGAAGUGUCUUUCUCCAAGCAACACGAAGACAGCUUAACCGAGACGUUGAGCGUGGCCAUAUUCGAGGACCAUAAGACCGUGUUCGCUGACCACGGGCUGCGGGGCAGCCCCGAGCAUUGCGAUCACGUGUCCAAGGCGAUCAUGGGGAGGCUGAAGGAAAUUGCGACGAUGAGGAGGAAUUUGCAGAAGUACAACUCGGUUCUAAAGCCGUGCGAGACGGGUGGGGGUGACGAGUACCGCGGCGUGCUACAACAGCUGGUGGAAGACCUGGUGGAUACGGAGCGGCCGGAACUAACGGACCUGCGGCACAGGAACGAGGGACUCAAGGACUUGCUGCGGAGCGGACUUAACAUCCUAACGAGCAAGAAACCUCGCAGCACGAAGCAUCCGCUGGACUGCCCCACCGUGAUCAUCUUCGUCGUUGGUGGCAUUACGGCCGAGGAGUGCAAGCGUAUUCACAGGACCGUGAUCACGAGCGGCGUCGACACGGCCGUGUUCAUCGGUUCUACAAAAUUCGUCACUCCAGUGGAAGCUAUGAGAGACGUCCUCGCCUUAUAGCAGUAUUCACCUUUGAUGGCGCGCCAGAAAAGCGCUGUCAACGGCCCUUGCC